AUGAGCGAGGCCCUGCUGUCACCGAAGGCCCUAGAAGCCAUCCGGGCAAUCGAGGAGAGCAAACGGAAUCAGAAACUAUGGUCGCGCGACGCGGUGCGCCUGCAGACGGCGCUGUUGCUGUGCAUGGCGAUGGCGUGCAACAGUCUGAUGAGGGGCAGCAUGUCGUUGGCCAUCGUUUGUAUCGUGGCGAGGAACGUGUUCCCGACUACGGCCAAUAACAAUGACACCACGGUGGCGGCGCCGGCGGAGGAUCGAUUUAAUGGGAAGUGCCCUGCUUUCAGUUUCAAUGCUUUUAAAGGCCAGGGAAAAUUCUGCUUUAAGAGAGAAUACCAAGUGGACUGGACCUCCGAGGAGCAGGGCCGGAUCCACACCGCAUAUUAUAUCGGUGCCUUUCUCGCCAUCCUCGCUACAGACUACAUUAUUCGAAGAUACGACCCGAAACCGGUGCUGUCAGUAGCGCUACUGCUAAACGCGAUCGGGUCGAUUUGUGCGCCGUUCUCCGUCAUUCUGCUACAACAUCAUUUGUACCUCGCCGCCGUGCGGUUUUUGAUGGGAUUUGGGAGUGGCCUCAUCGCCCCUUGCGGCCUGUUCAUCAUCUCCAAAUGGUUCCCGAUGACCGAGAAAAGCACUGCUGUGGCCGUAUUCACCACCGGGAAUCAGCUCGGCAUCGGCCUGUCGAUGAUCUUCACCGCCAAGCUGUGCCAGGCCACGUGGGGCGGCGGCUGGCCCCUAGCUUUCAUUGGAUAUGGCCUCCUCACCCUCGUCUACGUCAUCAUCUGGCAGUUCAGGGGCAGCUCGCGACCACGCUGUUCGAAAUAUAUCACGGCCACGGAAUUGGAGUAUAUUACAGGCCGUCGCGGCAUCAAAAGCCGAGCGAAAAGUGUCGUGCUCAAAACUCCCUGGAAAGAGAUUCUGUUCUCUCGCUGUGUGUCUGCUAUUUGCGUGAACGCCUUCGCGCAGUCGUUCGUCCUCGUGGCGAUGAUCACCUACCUGCCCAAGUUCAACCAGGAGGCGCUGGGCAUGGAUGUGGCCACCAACGGCAUGUGGUGCUCGGUGCCCUUCUUCGUGCAGACGGCCACCAAGAUGCUGUUCGGCAUGUGGGCGGACGCGAUGAAGAAGCGCGGAUGCAGCAGCACAGCAGUGACCUGGGCCUUCAAUGGAGUGGCAACCUUCGCCGCCUCCUUUUUCAUCGUUGCCGCCCCGCUCGCCGCGGCCAGCCCGACCCUGUCGAUGUUGUGCGUCUGCGCCGCUAUGGCGCUGUUUGGGGCCUUUGUGCCUGGGUAUAACACGGCCGUGGUGUGCGUUGCGCCGGAGUUCACGGCUACGAUCUCUUCCUAUCAACAGUUUUACUCGCAAAUUGGCAGCCUGCUGGCCCCGUUUCUCAUUGGGAUAAUCACGAGAAAGGGCACGUACGAAGAAUGGCGAACCGUCUACCUGAUGCUCGCUUUCGUUCUCAUCAUCGCCGGCCUUUUCUACCAAAUCUGGGGGCAUGGUAACGCCGAGCCUUGGGGCAAAAAUGACGGCUCGCAGCUGACGUCGAUUUGCAUCGAAAACGGGGAGCUCGACGAGAAGGGCGAUGGAACUAGCCGGCAAUCUUCGAGGGACUGUGAAGCCAACAUCCCGGAGACGAUCUACGAGCUGGAGAACGACGUGAUAGAGGAGGAAUCGGACCUGGGCGAUGAAAAAGCGGAUAAAUUGAGCGCUCCGAUGACGCGGCGAAGGCUACUUUCUAAAGACCCGGACCCGGAGAUGGUCAACCUCACCGGGAAG
Messenger RNA from Mesorhabditis spiculigera, 1770 nucleotides. The record is from the annotation of a GenBank genome assembly. Lineage: Eukaryota; Metazoa; Nematoda; Chromadorea; Rhabditida; Rhabditidae.